AAAAAAAUCCAAAAAUCUAAAGAAAAUCAUUAUAAACAUCAACAUAUACAAUUUCCCUCAUCAUUCAUUCAAAUAAACAACAUACACAACGACAACCAACCCCAUUCCAUAAGAAAUAAAUAACAAUCAGAGUUACAAAAAGGAAAAAUGGCAUUACUAAAACGACCCUUAACCAAGGAAACGGCGACAAUUGUUGAAAAUAACAACAAUAAUAAAGUUGACACAGAAUAUGAAACAGCUGUUAAACGUAAAAAACGUUGCUCACGUGAUGAUGACGCCAACAAUAAUAUCACAACAACUAAUGUUAGUAUUAAGCAGGAAGAUAAAUUAUCCUUGCCACAGAAGAAACGUACCAUAAACUCUAAUACAGAAUUUGCCAAAACGAAUAGUAAUGAAGAUCAAGAUGAUGAAACCUUGAUAAGAGAAACACAGGCAGCAUUGAAAAGUUUAUCGGGUUCUUGGCCAGAGGCACGUAAUAAUCCGUAUCGUUUAACGGAACAAGAUGAAAAUCCGCCACAAUUUCAAAAUCUUUUUGAGGAAAAACAAAAGUAUGAAAACUAUUCUAAAUAUAGCACUGAUGAAACGUCUGCUUAUAGUUCACUUGAUCUUUUACGUUUUCACAGACAAAAGGAAAAUGAUCAGGCUCGUUUGAAUACCCAGGAAGAGAAGAAGAGUGCCUUUUCUCAGUCAUCAGCCUUUAAGCCUCCUAUGGAUAUAAAACGUAAUGGUGUAAUUGGUUAUAAUUCGCAUGUUAAUUCAUCACAUUAUCCAAACUCAUAUGCUACAGCAGAAUCUACCAGCGGUUAUUUAAAUUAUCCUCCUCCAUCUCUACCACCCCCACCUUCCUCUACAACACACAAUACUCUCUCACAUACUACCGCUUCCCUAUUGGCCUCACGUUCUCCCUAUGAGGAUAAAAGUACAUUAGAAACUUUAAAAACGGAAAAUGAUACUACUAUUAGUCAUAAGACUCUUGAAGAUGAUAAACACUAUACCACCCUACAGCCAGCCGGUGUGGGAAGUCGUGCUGCUUCCGUUAUGCAAGAUAUAAAUCGUGAUACAUCUGUUUCUCUAAGCGUUACAUCGGCGGAGUCACAAGUAUCCUCGACUGCUAAUAUAAUACCUCAGCCUACUUAUUCGCCGGGCAGUUUAAAUCGUGAUUCUAAAGAUUUACAUCAUAUGGAUAAAUAUAAACUCUCCUCUAAUCAAUAUUUGAAUAACAACAAUAGCAAUUGUAUUAACAACAACAAUAGCCAUAAGUUGAAUUCCAGUCCUUCGCACAACAACAACAACAAUAACAGCAGCAGUAGCAACAACAUUAGCAGCAAUAACAAUAUGCCCAUUAUUAAAUCGGAAUUUAGUCCAGUAGCAAAUAUUAAAUCGGAAUACAAUAAAAGUCCAAUGCAUUCAUAUCUAGCAAACGAGACAAAUGCCGCUGGUCGUGCCAAUUCCUCAACGACAGGUUCAGCCAACAAUAACCAAAGUCAGUCGGCUGGCAGCUCCACAGCCGGAACACUUCAACAACAGCAGCAGCAACAACAACAGCAACAGUCUUCACACAACGACAUGAAUCGUUUUGUGGGCAUGCAAACACACGGCAUUAAUGAUCAACAAAGUCCACACAAUGGUCAACAACAAACUUUGCAUCAACAACGAGGACCAUUCAUUGAGGGCUCUUCCGGUCUCAUGAUGUCUACGGGCAAUCCAACAUCCGCUGGUACUGAUGGCAAUGAAAGUUAUCACAAUGACCAUCAUACACAGCAAGGCAAUGUCCAAGCAGACCAGCAACAACAACAAUACGAACACAUGCAACGUUAUGGCCAUCAUGUUACAAAUGGUGAGUCGUUGAGUAAACCACCGUCGGCUUAUGGAGCCAGUGAUAUGUUAUCGUCCAGUAAUGGUAAUUCGGGCAAUAUUUCUCCUCAUACCCGUAGCUAUGAUCCCAAUCCUCCUACUUCAAUAUCCUCCAGUGUUUCCUCUUCGUAUGUUGACUCAUCCACCGCCUCUAGUGGUUUGACUACAGCCUUUGAACGUUACGAUCCCAAUUGUAAUGGUCAAAGACCCUCGAACAUGUAUCCCUAUUUAUCGCAAUCGGCUGAUGAUUUACAAGCCCAACAACAGAAAUAUUUGCAAGAUCAACAGUUGCUAAUGGCUAAAGUAGAGCAUGAUGAAAUGGCCAAUGGUGGUCCCAUAUAUCCUAGACCUAUGUAUCAUUAUGAUCCCAGCAUGGGACCCUUACCACCCGGUUUCUCGGCUAUUAAUUUGUCGGUGAAAAUGGCAGCAGCCCAAGCAGCGGCCGCCGCAGCAGCAUAUCAAAAUCAACAACAACAAAGUCAGCAGCCCUCACAAGCCCCCGGCCAGCAGACAUCGCAGCAACAACAACAACAGCAGCAACAGCCCAAACAAAGUGGUUCACCCUCACCGACUGCUGCCCCCGUUGUUGAUCUCUCCGGCUCUACUUCGGUCACCUCCUCCAGUCCGCAAGGUUUCAACUCACCAGCUUCUCACAACCAAUACAAUCAACGAAUUGGUGCUGGUAGCCCACAGCCGGGUGCCAGUCCCAAUGUAGCCAGCCCCCAAGUGCCAAGUCCCCAGGGUCAAACUUUGGAUCUGACAGUGACCAGACUGCCACACAGUAUUAUCACCAGUCCCCAGUAUGGUGCUCAUCCCGAUGGUGUAGUGAUUGGUGCUCAUCCCCAAGGAUUUGGACCAGGAUUGCCGACAUCGGCAGCAAAUGGUACGGCUAGAUCUCCUCCAAUGGAACCUGUUGAUUUUAGUGGUCCUCCUCGUCCUUUAGGCUUUGGUCUCGUUGGUCAUUUAGGUGGUCCCCGGCCGUAUAGUCGUGAAUCAACCCCGGACAGUGGUGGCUCGCAUUACAUUGACAGCUAUAGAGAUCCCAGUGGCUAUUCCCCGCAUCCCGGCUAUGGUAUGGUUGUACAGUCUGAUUAUCCCCCAGCUGGUUAUCAUGGUUAUGGAGCUGCUGCCGCCUAUCAAUGUAGUAAUCCUUAUGCCACUGCUGUUGGUCCCGGCGGAUAUCCGACACCCGUUUCAGGAGGUUAUUCGACCAGUCCAGCUUCCUGUUACUCCAUGCCACCACCGCAACAUAUACCACAACAUGACAAGACAAAGGAUAGGUUAGUUGAAUGUUUAACUGGUUGCCCACGCACCGAUCGCAAUCAUUUGCAACCUCAUUCACAGGAACUGAAAUGUCCCACCCCAGGUUGUGAUGGUUCGGGUCAUGUUACUGGUAAUUAUUCAUCACAUCGUAGCCUAUCGGGUUGUCCUCGUGCCAAUAAACCAAAAAGUAAACCCCGGGAUGGUCAGGAUUCCGAACCAUUGAGAUGCCCCAUACCAGGCUGUGAUGGUUCUGGACAUUCUACUGGUAAAUUUUUAUCACAUCGUAGUGCUUCUGGUUGUCCCAUUGCCAAUCGUAAUAAAAUGCGUGUUCUAGAAGCCGGCGGUACUGUGGAACAACAUAAAGCAGCUGUAGCUGCAGCAACUGCUAUGAAAUUUGAUGGCUGCGGUUCUGCUUCCCAGGCUAUUAAAAAACCCAAAUUCGAUGAGGUUACCAUGGUGUAUCCCAAAGGCUAUACAGGCAUGGAAAUGAUGAUGAAUAGCGUGGGCUCUACUUCAACCAUGAAUAAUCCUUUAACAGGUCCUUCUUCCUCGGCCAGCAUUAGCACUACAACUGGCGUUUUACCCGAUAGUUUGCAGUCGGCCUCAACAUCAUCUUCCUCCACUUCUAAUGUUAAUGGCGACAUAAAUUCUGUAACACGUCAUGAAGCCGAAAAUGAUAUUAAUAGUUUAGAGGCUGAAAUCACCGAACUACAGCGUGAAAAUGCCCGGGUAGAGUCUCAAAUGAUGCGUUUGAAAUCGGAUAUAAAUGCCAUGGAAACACAAUUGAACACCAGCGAUAGGGUACGUAGGCUCAGGAGACUUCUCCGCUGAGUGCUCAUCAACAGCGUUCUCUCGCUUCGGUGACUAGCAGUGCUGGAGGAACAGCAGCUCUUGCUGCCGUCACCUCCAGCACAACAGCAGACUCAGCGCUUGCAGUCACCACCAAUCACAACAGCAGCAGCGGCAACAGUAACAAC
This is a messenger RNA of Lucilia cuprina (Australian sheep blowfly), 4094 nucleotides long. RefSeq names its product probable serine/threonine-protein kinase tsuA. The record is from RefSeq and is a predicted model, not a curated record. The coding region runs from base 148 to 3948 and encodes 1266 amino acids. NCBI's taxonomy places the organism in Eukaryota, Metazoa, Arthropoda, Insecta, Diptera, Calliphoridae. Gene Ontology annotation, molecular function: RNA polymerase II cis-regulatory region sequence-specific DNA binding; zinc ion binding; DNA-binding transcription factor activity, RNA polymerase II-specific. Gene Ontology annotation, cellular component: nucleus. Gene Ontology annotation, biological process: regulation of transcription by RNA polymerase II. The transcript has 9 exons.